Drosophila hydei is the source of this 783-nucleotide messenger RNA. Its product is annotated as probable serine/threonine-protein kinase fhkB. The transcript is spliced from 2 exons. Bases 107 to 622 code for a protein of 171 amino acids. The record is from RefSeq and is a predicted model, not a curated record. Lineage: Eukaryota; Metazoa; Arthropoda; Insecta; Diptera; Drosophilidae.
CGCCUUCGAAGCGUAUCGCACGCAUGCUGCAAGAUUUUAGAGUUUAAGCUGAGAAAAAAAUAUAUAGAACAGCGUUGCGAUAUAUUCAGCCACAUCGCGGGGUCGCAUGCAGCUCAUUUAUGGGGGCCAGCCGUUCAUCUUUGAGAAGACUCUAAAGCUGUCCACGGGCGAGGAGAAGCGCUAUUGGCGCUGCAAUCAAUGGUGGAAUCAAAAGUGCCGAUCCAGAGUGUUCACAAUCAAUGACAUUGUCUGUCCACUGAAUCGCUUCCACACGCACGAGGAGAUUGUGCGAAGAAAGAAGCGAGUGAGGCGCAUCCAACCCGCGCAGGAGCAGAGCAAUGCGAAUGCCAAGGUUUAUACCACAACAGCCUCAGCUAGGCAGGAGCAGCAGCAACAGCAGCAACAGGUGCAGCACGACCAACAGCAACAACAGCAGCAUCUUCACCAUACCCAGCAGCUGUCCAGCGAUGCUAUGCUGGGCACCACGCUGAGUGAUGAAGCAGCGGGCACUAUCGACGUCAAUGAUCUUGGCAUGCAUUUAAAGUACGAGGAGAUAGUGGCCGAUGUAACGGGCAUUGUGGGAGGGCACACGCACGCACGUGUGCUGACCCGCAAAAAGUGAAUGAGAGCUGGAGGAAGUGGAGGUGUCUGUAGUUCGUAAUGAUUCAAUUGUCUAUUAAUACAUUCAAGCUUCUAUAGUGCAUAUACACAUUCAAGUAAACGCAAUUUUAAUAAACUUAGCUAAGGCUUCAACAGCAACCAAGUAAUUCGAUAUACAUAUAU